GAGUUUGUAGCGUUGCACACAACAAGAAGUUUCUAAGCCCUACAUAUACUCUCUUCAUGAUUGCAGCAGUUAUUUGGCUUUUAUUUAUUUUCAUCAGCUACAAAUAAUUAAAAAAUACUGACAAUCAAAGCUAAAGCUCUCUAAACAAAGUGUACUCUUUGAGCACGCGGAUUCAUUUCGUCAAGGUAGAAACGACAUUCGCCAUCUUUCUUUGUUGACGAAAUUUCUGAUCAGCUGUGAAGAGAGUUAGAUACUGAAAGACACAUUCUUAAUUUAUCAAAUUCAACUGUUCUAUACACCAUGAAGUGGCAAUACAAAGACGAGCAUCCUUUUGAGAAGCGACGAGCAGAGGGAGAGAAAAUCCGCAAGAAGUAUCCAGAUAGAGUUCCCGUUAUCGUGGAGAAAGCCCCAAAGGCACGAGUCGGAGAUCUGGACAAGAAGAAGUACCUGGUGCCCUCAGACCUGACUGUCGGACAGUUCUAUUUCCUGAUCCGCAAGCGGAUUCACCUGAGGCCAGAGGAUGCUCUGUUUUUCUUUGUCAACAAUGUGAUCCCACCCACUAGUGCAACAAUGGGAGCUCUCUAUCAGGAGCACCACGAGGAGGACUUCUUCUUGUACAUUGCCUACAGUGACGAGAGCGUCUACGGAAGCUGUGAGGACAGCGCGUAGAACAGCCGCAGCCUCGGCGUGGGUGUUGCUUCUUUGGGCACGAUGGAGGUGAUGAGGAACUUUCAUUUUUCUUUCCCCGGCCAUCCAUCUGGUUGCUACUACUGCGUACUCUUGUCUUCGCGUGGGAGUUUGCACACAUUCGAUGUUGUACAGCUUUCUGUUUGGGUAGGCUCAACCUAGGGAUGAUCAGCGGACCCAAGAUGCAUCUUAUGUACAUAUAGAGUCGUGUGUGUAUACAUGUGUAUCAUUUUGUGUACGUGUGCGUGUGCUGUAAGGGUGGGGGCUGCGAUGUGGCGAGUGUUGUGAAGGGUUUGCUGGGUGAAGGCGAGUAUUUAGAGAAUUGCUCAUGUCUCAGCUCCAGGAGGCUUGGAGUGCGUUACUCGUCUUGUCUGAUCCAAGGUUAUACGUCCCUUCAGCAAACCUUACGCACGCCCCGCCCUUUGAUGUCUUAAUGUGUUUGUGAAUGGCAGCUGUGUGUGAAAUAACGUAUACAUCAUGUAUGUCUGUGGAGAAAUUCCCGGUAUGAGUUGUGGGACUAUGGUCAAAUGACUUCCCGAUUGAUAACUCACUCACUCAAGUUUUAUUCUCAUAAUCAAUGUGAACGUGUCUCUGGAUCACACCAAGUCUGUGCAACCGUUUACACUCACACACACACACACACACACACACACAUACACACACACACACACACACACACACACACACACACACACACACCAAACGUGUCGAUAGAUUUGGCACACCAAUAGGACUAGUUGGCUGUGCUUGUUUCCCCCUCUCUCUAUUUGGGACUUGUAGUAGGCUGAAAUUAUUUCACUUCUGGACUGUAUUUUGGACCUCUCACUUCUUUUCGAUACACGUAAAGUAUUAAUUAUGUGGGCUGCUGUACGUUUGUACAGUCAUCUGAAAUGGCUGUGUUUGGUUUUUAAUGAUAGUUUAAAAGCCUUUUCUUUUUUUUGUUUGUUUUGGGUGCUGUUUGGUUGGUCUGGGUUGUUCUUAAUAAGAUUUUUCGAAAAACAAUCAAUCCUCAAUCAUCAGUAUGUUUGAAUCUAAAACAGUGCUGGCAGGAGAUCUUCUGGUGCAGUGGAUUUUUUAAAUAUUUUUUUUUUCUUUUCUGAAAAACCACCUCAAUUUACAGUGAGCUGUGGGAAAGUAAUUUAGCUCACACAUAAGUACCUGACACCAGUCUUGUGAUGAGUCUUUCUGUGUGUGUGUCGGCCAUUUGCUUGCUCCGACUUGGUGUGUACCCCCCCCCCCCCCUCGUUGAACACAACAUCAUUCAUUGUGCUCGUUGUAAGCUUGUUAUCACAGUGUCUUGAGCCUUUUUAAAUAUGAUCAGCUGUCUUUUUAUGUUCUCCGUUUAUGAAGUUAUUUAGAUUUUCAUAGAAUUUAGACGUACCCCAGUAAAAUUCCCAGCUAGCUUUGCGGCAUAGUGGGUACAUGAUUUUUACCGCAUUGGUAUUUUUGUUCUCUUAUGAAGAUUUUUACAUUUCCAUCGCCAUCGUUGAUUGAUGUUGGCCUAGUUGUUACUUUAUAUCAGCCCAUUUUUUUCCAGCAACUUUCUUUUCCCGAAUGAAAAGAAUAUUUUUUUGUUGCUUUCUGCGUUAGUGCUGAGUUCUCUUGGUUUUUUAAUAUUUUUUUUGGUGGAACAUACUUUAUAUGCUGUAGUACAUGUAGCGGGAUAUUUUGUUUUUAUCUACUAUCAGUGAGUGACAAUUUUGGAUCACCCGAAUGUCAUUCAUUAGAGAAUUGAGUUGGAACGGGUUAAAAUCAGAAUUGAGAAUAUUUUAAUUGGAACAGUCGCAGGUAUUUUUGGAGGAAAAUUGAAAAUAUGUAGCUUUCUUAUAUGACAUUUUUUCACCCUUUUCAUCGCCAUUGCUGGUAUAAAGAUUCCCUUUUUGGACGACAGGUGUGUCUUAUUUUGUAUUCACCGUGGAUGUACAUGUAUAUUAAGCUCAUGAUGCAGUGUUUCUCGUGAGCAAAUAGCCUGUGAUGGGAAAUGGUACUGGAUGUCCUGAAAAAGAAAAAAAAACAACUUAUAAAUCCAAAAACAUGAAUAAACAACUUGUGCAUUCAAA
Messenger RNA from Aplysia californica (California sea hare), 2747 nucleotides. Its product is annotated as gamma-aminobutyric acid receptor-associated protein. Gene Ontology annotation, biological process: macroautophagy; cellular response to nitrogen starvation; autophagosome assembly. NCBI's taxonomy places the organism in Eukaryota, Metazoa, Mollusca, Gastropoda, Aplysiida, Aplysiidae. The coding region runs from base 301 to 669 and encodes 122 amino acids. The transcript is spliced from 3 exons. Gene Ontology annotation, cellular component: autophagosome membrane; autophagosome; cytosol. The record is from RefSeq and is a predicted model, not a curated record. Gene Ontology annotation, molecular function: GABA receptor binding; ubiquitin protein ligase binding.